UGCAACAGGUGAGGACUGAGGCGCUUCUCCAGACGACUUUAUACUUCUCCACAAGUCCUAAAGCGCUUUAAUCAUGGCUACAAACGUCCAAAAGAACAUAUAUGAACAAAGAGACGAGAACGCAAACAGCACCACAGAUCCCAAAUAUGAGAAUCACAUUGAACACAUGAACACAAAGGGAGCCACUCGAGAGGAGGAAGCGCACUAUUCACUCUCAAGUGAACAAGGAGAGAAAACUGACAGCCAGAUGGAGGUGGAGGCUGUGUCUCAUCAGAAUGGAGAUGGAAACGGGUCCAGACGGUCUUCGUGCGCUUCAGAGGACAUUGGAGACCCUUGCAAUGACCCGCACUUGUUGCUGCACGACGAUCUGCUCAUGGCAUACAGUCUCCCUGAAGAUUCAUCUCCAGAACCUGAGGAGGUAGUUGACUACAGCCUGAAAAACGUGGAGAACAGUUCUGUGGAGGAGACCACGACAGUUAUCGACUCAGAUCAGCCUGACAUUGCGCUUUUUGUCAAGGCUGGUAUUGAUGGCGAGAGCAUUGGAAACUGCCCGUUCUCCCAGCGUCUUUUCAUGGUCCUCUGGCUCAAAGGUGUGGUCUUCAACGUCACCACCGUCGACCUGAAGAGGAAACCAGCUGAUUUACACAAUCUGGCUCCAGGCACUCACCCUCCUUUCCUUACCUUCAACGGCGAGGUCAAGACCGACAUUAACAAGAUCGAGGAGUUCCUGGAGGAGGUUUUGGCACCACCGAAGUACCCCAAACUUGCAGCGAGACACAGGGAGUCCAACACAGCUGGGAAUGACAUAUUUGCAAAGUUCUCAGCUUUCAUUAAAAAUACCAAGCCAGAUGCCAAUGAAGCACUGGAGAAGGGUUUGACGAAGGCCCUCAAGAAGCUGGACGACUACCUGAACAGUCCCUUACCUGAUGAGAUAGAUGCCGACAGCACAGAGGAUGAGAAGGCCUCUGAACGCAAGUUUCUGGAUGGGAAUGAACUCACUCUGGCAGACUGUAACCUGCUGCCAAAACUCCACAUAGUGAAGGUUGUUGCCAAGAAAUAUCGGAACUAUGACAUUCCCACCGAUUUGACCGGAGUGUGGCGCUACCUGAAUAGUGCGUACGCACAGGAAGAGUUCACAAACACCUGUGCUGCUGACAACGAGAUCGAAUUGGCAUAUCAGGAUGUGGCUAAGAGGCUAGUCAAGUAAACAGAUGAGCAAAUUUGACCGAACCAGACUAUUUGUUCCCUGUAAUUCAAAGCUAUAUUAAUCCCAUACUACAGUUCACAGUAAAGUGUUUUAUUUUUCCAGGGCCAUUAUAAUCAUUCCGCCGAAAAGUACCCACAAUGGUACGCCGAGUCUUAAAACGUGGGUAAUUGAUCUGUAAAGUCUUGCAUGUCUGUGAGUACGUGACUGAAAUGUGAAUGCAAAAUAUCAGCCCAUCUUCACCAGCUCUCACUCUUUCACUCAUCUGAUGCUCAUGUUAACAUUUUCCAAAGUGACUUGACCAAAGUGUUGUGUCUUGAUUUAAAAAGACAAACUUACAGUAACAUGAAUGUUUCCUAUUGUUCUAUCUCUCUCUCUCUCUCUCUCUCUCUCUCUCUCUCUCUCUCUCUCUCUCUGCAUAACCUAGUUCUGCCUGUUUUAUUUUCCUAGCAUUACAAAAUCAUCAUAAAUUGCAUGAAUACUUGACUGCUGAAAACACUCGUUUAAGCAUUUCAAAUCUUUAAAAUGUUAAGAAUUGUUUACUUCCAAUGCUUUCAGUCAUAUCUUUAUUGCUAUUUGUGUUUAAUGGAAAAAAGGAUUAAAUGUGAGCAGCAGGAUGUUUAAAGUGUCCUAUGUGAAGCCUUUUAACAAAUCACAUACAGCAGGCCUAUACUUUCCAGGAUUUUGUAUAUGUUUCAAGGUACAGUAUUUUCUAAAGAAGUACUAAAAUAAUUAAUUAUAAGUACAUAACUACAUGAUCAAGAGUUAUCAAACUAAUUGAAUAUGUGCCUCCAUUACAAGAAAUGCAGUGUGUCAAAUACAGCUGAUUAAUAAUGAUCAUUUAAAUUUCUAUAUAAAUCCUAUAAAAAUAGAAUUUCUAUAGAAAUGUAUGAUUUAUGCAUUUUAAUUGUAUGACAAAUUUCUAUCAAACUGAAUUGAGUAUUUUUUUAAUAAUUUACAUUAUAAUAAAUUAAGCAUAAUUCUGAAGAAUUAAACUUUAUUUAGUCUUAAUUUACAUUAAGCUUUAUUCAUAAUACUGAAUUUGCAUUUGGUUAAAGAUUAGUCAAUUCAGUUUUUAUGGAAAUUUGAAAUUUGAAAUUGUUUUUUUUUUUGCCUGCUCUUUUAUAAUUUGUACAAAACCAGUAAUUUCUGCAAAUGUUGUAUAGAAAAUUCACACUUGAAUUGCCUCAUGUAAUUUCCUUUUAAAUCUCACGCUAAGAGUUUAAGUUCAAAGUCUUUAUUAUAAGACUAUAAACAAGUUCUUCAGACUGUCCUCUGUCAUUACUCACAAUUCAAAGAAUUUUCAGUUUAUUUUUGGCUUAUUUGAAAGUGUUUAACAUCAAUCAAAGGUGGAUAUGUCAUAAAUAUUUAUUUACAGCCCUGUUUAUGGGUAAUUAAUGAGCUGAGGGGAGAAAGGAGAUUCACAACACUCAGUGGCCCAUCGAAAUAGAGAAUAAGGAAAUCUGAUUGGGCGCCAUUCCAGGUCUCCUCCUCUCCACUUAGUGCUGCUGGAAUAUCACAAGCCGGUGAUGGGUCCUUGUGGAGCUCCUGCUCUUGUGUGGUUUGGACAAGCGUUUGAUAUGAAAUGAGAGUGUGGCGCCAGAGAGGCCUAUUCCUUGUGAAGCUCUAGGAAUAAAAUAAUAUUUUCACAG
Xyrauchen texanus (razorback sucker) is the source of this 2856-nucleotide messenger RNA. Its product is annotated as chloride intracellular channel protein 5-like. Bases 74 to 1207 code for a protein of 377 amino acids. The transcript is spliced from 6 exons. The record is from RefSeq and is a predicted model, not a curated record. Lineage: Eukaryota; Metazoa; Chordata; Actinopteri; Cypriniformes; Catostomidae.